AUGGUCCGCCGAAUUGCUUCAGCUACACCUAUGGUGCAAUCGCCCAUGUCGCCAUUGGGCACAACAUACUGCGUCCGUCCUAAUCCUGUUUCACUGAAUCUUCAAAGAAGACCUCUCGUGAUCGCAUCAACAGACGAGGCCAAGGUCACUAUAAUAUAUGCCGGACUAUUAAUCCCUGGCGACGGAGAACCUCUGCGCAAUGCUGCCCUAGUCAUCAGCGAUAAGAUCAUCGCGUUCGUUGGAUCCGAAGCCGACAUCCCUAAGAAAUACCUCCGGUCCACGCAGUCUACUCAUCGUGUCCCCGUGCUCAUGCCUGGUUUGUGGGAUUGCCACAUGCAUUUUGGCGGGGAUGACGAUUAUUACAACGAUUAUACAUCUGGUCUGGCCACUCAUCCAGCAUCAUCAGGUGCUCGACUAGCCCGUGGUUGCUGGGAAGCAUUGCAGAAUGGGUAUACAUCCUACCGCGACCUAGCCGGAUACGGGUGCGAGGUCGCAAAGGCGAUCAAUGAUGGCACUAUCGUUGGUCCAAACGUGUACUCGUCUGGCGCUGCACUCAGUCAGACAGCUGGACACGGCGAUAUCUUCGCUCUUCCAGCAGGCGAAGUACUGGGGAGUUAUGGAGUAAUGAACCCACGCCCUGGGUACUGGGGGGCAGGGCCGCUAUGUAUCGCCGAUGGCGUAGAGGAGGUCCGACGAGCAGUGAGGUUGCAGAUCCGUCGCGGUGCAAAGGUUAUCAAAGUGAUGGCCUCUGGGGGUGUCAUGUCGCGAGACGAUAAUCCCAACUUUGCACAGUUCUCUCCAGAAGAACUGAAGGUGAUAGUGGAAGAGGCGGCUCGACAGAACCGGAUCGUUUCUGCACAUGUGCAUGGCAAGGCGGGGAUUAUGGCUGCUAUCAAAGCAGGCUGCAAGAGUCUGGAGCAUGUGUCUUAUGCUGACGAGGAGGUCUGGGAGCUCAUGAAAGAGAAGGGAAUUUUGUAUGUGGCCACACGCUCGGUUAUUGAAAUCUUUCUGGCUAGUAAUGGAGAGGGGUUGGUGAAAGAGUCGUGGGCCAAGUUGCAGGCCCUUGCCGAUUCGCAUUUGAAAGCUUAUCAGGGAGCUAUUAAGGCGGGUGUUACCAUUGCGUUGGGAACGGAUACCGCCCCCGGUGGUCCUACCGCACUUGAGUUGCAGUUUGCCGUCGAGAGAGGAGGUAUGACGCCGUUGGAGGCCAUCAAAGCCGCAACUGCGAACGCUCCCCUGUCAGUUGGUCCACAAGCACCGUUGACGGGUCAGCUUCGCGAGGGGUAUGAGGCAGAUGUGAUUGCGUUGGAGGAGAAUCCAUUGGAGGACAUCAAAGUCUUUCAGGAGCCGAAGGCAGUUACCCACGUCUGGAAGGGAGGGAAACUGUUCAAAGGUCCAGGUAUUGGUCCGUGGGGAGAAGAUGCACGUAAUCCUUUUCUGUAG
Molecule: messenger RNA, 1443 nt
Organism: Aspergillus niger
Lineage: Eukaryota; Fungi; Ascomycota; Eurotiomycetes; Eurotiales; Aspergillaceae
Exons: 1
Coding region: 1-1443 (480 amino acids)
Molecular function (GO): hydrolase activity, acting on carbon-nitrogen (but not peptide) bonds
Source: RefSeq, a predicted model, not a curated record